AUGGAAGCAGCAGCAGCAGCAUCUCUUACGUGUGAGUUCCAAGAAUCACCCCAAAUUGAACGCAUUCACCGAUGUCUGCAGCUGCUGUAUGGUGAAGGAGAACGAAACUGCCUGUGGCUGACUGGUGACAGAUUCAGGUCUCUGUUGGCGCUGCUUGGACGCAACCAGCAAGGCAUUGGAUCAAGUGCUUUCAGUCGAUAUGUACACAACGUAGAGAAAGCUGACCUGCCCAAAGCAGCGAAGGACGAUAUUGAUGCCACAAUUGAUGCCGUGUAUGCAGCAAUGCAAGAAGUGAAUGGCCCUUUCUUGGAUGUUGAAGGCGUUGGUAUUUACCACCACCAGAGCCGCUUGAAUCACAGCUGUGUACCGAAUGUGGAGGUUUCCUUUGCUGCUGGUAAUCAUGUAUUGAGUAUUGUUGCCAUGCAGGACAUCAAUAUUGGCGAGGAGGUGUGCAUCAGCUAUCUGGAUGAAUGCAUGCGAGAUCGGAGUCGGCACAGCCGUCAAAAGCACCUGCGGGAGAACUACCUGUUUGCAUGCACAUGCCCACUGUGCAUUGCGCAAGAAGACCAAGAGGAUGUUACCUCUGAUGAGGGUGAGGAAGAUGAUGAAGACGAGGACGACUGUGUAUGCGAAGAAGAUAUGUGAAUAUGCCACCUUCAUGAAUUAUAAUUUCAACGUUGUCACUGGUGGAGACCUGGUACUGCGCAACAUAGCCUGAAGUAGUGUGUAUGAGCACCCUCGACGUGGUACUAGUAGUUGAGUCGCAAGUGCCAGUGCCUAGCGGAGUGCUUUGCACGUUGUAUUACCUGUGGCAUGUAAGUGCAUUGACACUGAUUCGACUGCGGGUCCAAACUCACACUGGCCUGUGCAAACUGUGCGGAAUGUAUUGUUGUCUUGACUCCUUGGCGACUAAUUGGUUUGGCCAUGGCAGCACAGAGCCACAGGGUGAUUUGCUUGUGAUAGGAGUGAGGCAGUUCUGUGCUGUGAAGGCGAAGGGAUUCCCCUAUCCUUCUUCACUGCAAGUCGUAGACAAGCACACAUACUCAGGCUUGAGACGGAUGCCCUCACCUCUCCUCCUCGUUCUCAUCGCCGCGAUUAGGGCCAGUGCUUUGGUCGAGUCACCUCCAGAAUGGCAACAUGUGUGAAAGUACAUAGACGUGGCAGGGUGCAUCAACGUACGGUGUCCUGUGGAAUGCCUUGCAGACAUACGGAGAAACAAUCCCUGCGACUUUCACGUAUAUAUCGCCAUCGCAGGCUGGAUGUGUCCCCAACAACAUAUUCUGGUUGUUUGUGUGUAUUCUUAUCUACCCUGGAACAUUAGGAUAGCCUGGGUUCUCUGAUCUUUGCUCCUGGAUCUUUCUAUAGACGUUCUUUAGAUGUUUGAUGGUUGACCCUCCAUCAUACCCUGAUUUCUUUUUCCCAUAAUUCUAUUUUUUUUAUACAGUGCUUUUGGUUUUGGUUUUGGCUUUCUUUAUGCCAGAGCGCCUUUGCAGAGAGUGCAGGUUUGGUUUACACAUACUUCGAAGUACAUGUACUAGUACAUGUACAGAAUGAUGAGGCUUGGAACCACUCAUUCCACAGAGAGGGCCAAAGAAAAUCAUCUUGCUGUGACUGGUGACUGAGUUUCAUGCACCUCCCAAUGCUGUCACAUUGACACGUAUACCGUAAAGUACUGUUGAUCCGCCCCCUGUCGAAUUUCUACUUGUACAUGUACCUGUGAAGCGACUUCGUCCAAAUACGGUGUUGAA
This is a messenger RNA of Sycon ciliatum, 1748 nucleotides long. Its product is annotated as histone-lysine N-trimethyltransferase SMYD5-like. Lineage: Eukaryota; Metazoa; Porifera; Calcarea; Leucosolenida; Sycettidae. The record is from RefSeq and is a predicted model, not a curated record. Gene Ontology annotation, molecular function: protein binding; histone H4K20 methyltransferase activity. The transcript has 8 exons. Gene Ontology annotation, biological process: negative regulation of gene expression, epigenetic. The coding region runs from base 1 to 645 and encodes 214 amino acids.